GAUGAAUGCACCCUUUUACAAUGAGAAAAAACAUUUUAAAAAUACAAUUGUGCAGUUCUUUUGAAUCUGUGCAACUUUUCAACAUAGUGCCCAUUUUUUCUGACUUCUCUCUCUUUUAAAUAUCUCUGUCUUCUUUUAUUCUCAUCUGAAUACUUCAGAUUCUUUCCCCGGUUCUUGAUUCGGUAUGUAAUUUUCUCCGGUUUGCUUAUCAGACUUCUCACUCGUUAAUCAUUUCCCGGGAAAUCGUGUGUAUUAUUAUUUUUGAACUUUUCGGAGUGAUUUUUUCAAAAGGAUCUUGCGUUUUCAAUAUCAACCUCACGUCUUUUGUUUGUUUGUUAGCACAUAAGAUUAAUUUUGUUUUGGUGUGUAUGUGUGUGUGAUGUGUUGCAGCUUUAUCGUGUGUAAGAAAAGGACAUAGCAGUUGAAGUGUUGGUUGGGUGUUUGGUUCUCAAUCUCACGAGAUAACUUUGUGUUUCUUGUUGCUCCCCCCACAAGAAAGUUUUCUUUCUUCUUCUUGUGACUUCUUCGCCUAACCUAUUUUUCCUCGAUUUAAAACUCUCUGAGGAAGCAGAGGAAAGAAGAACAAAAAAUAAAUAAAACAUCAAGGAUAACUAUGGAAGCAUCAUCUGAUGAUGAGAAGAGACCUAUGGUUGACUUGGUCAAGGAUAAAAAUGGAACCGAUCAGGUUCUUCUCCAGAAUCCUAAAGGCGCUUCUGUAAAGAUUAGUUUACAUGGAGGACAAGUUCUUUCUUGGAAGACUGAGAGAAAUGAUGAGUUGUUAUUCACAAGUGCCAAGGCUAACUCAAAGCCUCCCCAACCGGUACGAGGAGGAAUCCCUAUAUGCUUCCCUCAGUUUGGAACUCGAGGAUCACUUGAGCAACACGGCUUUGCAAGAAACAAGAUGUGGCUUGUGGAAAAUGAUCCACCUGCUUUACCUUCAUUCGACCCAACCGACAAAGCCUACGUGGAUUUGGUACUUAAAUCCUCUGAUGAAGACACAAGAAUGAUCUGGCCUCACUGCUUUGAGUUUCACCUGAGAGUUUCAUUGGGACUAGAUGGGAACCUAACGCUGAUUUCACGAGUCAGAAACAUUAACUCAAAGCCUUUUAGCUUCUCCAUUGCUUACCACACUUACUUCUCCAUCUCUGACAUCAGUGAAGUAAGAGUUGAAGGACUUGAAACUCUUGACUAUCUUGAUAACUUGCUUGAUAAAGAGCGGUUUACUGAGCAAGGCGAUGCACUAACCUUUGAAUCCGAGAUCGAUAGAGUGUACUUGAACUCUAAAGACGUGGUUGCUGUUUUUGACCAUGAGAGAAAACGUACUUUCCUCAUUGAGAAAGAAGGUCUACCUGAUGUUGUGGUGUGGAAUCCAUGGGACAAGAAAGCUAAAGCAUUGCCUGAUUUGGGAGAUGAAGAGUAUAAGCAUAUGCUUUGUGUUGAUGGAGCAGCCAUUGAGAAACCAAUCACCUUGAAACCGGGUGAAGAAUGGACCGGGAAAUUGAGUCUUUCACUUGUCCUUUCCACCUGAAAACCGGUACCGGUUAUCUUCAACCGAUUGAUUCUCUUAUUAUUAUAUUUUUCGGUACAGUCUACAGAAGAUCAUCACAGUGUGUGUGUGUUGAUUCUUUGGUAUCAAAUCCUGAAUAUUAAAAGGAAGCCUGAGAUUUGAAAAAUGUCACCCGUUUUUUGGUAGUGACAUGAUCCUGGUUUUGUGCGAGAUUUAACUUGUGUAUGAAAAAGAUAAUGAAGUUUGUAUUUUUUUAAUUUGAUAAUUUAAUAAAGUUUUCGUUUUCAU
Messenger RNA from Eruca vesicaria subsp. sativa (arugula), 1795 nucleotides. The record is from the annotation of a GenBank genome assembly. Lineage: Eukaryota; Viridiplantae; Streptophyta; Magnoliopsida; Brassicales; Brassicaceae.